GACCACUUAGACUGGGGCGCAAUUCUUGGCCUGGGGUCUCUGAAGCUGGAUCUUGUGGUCCUCGAUUUCGUGGAGUUGACACAAGAUCAGAGCCUGCACUUUGCCGACGCCGUUCAAGAAGGCAGAAAUGACGAAGUGCAAGAGCUACUGCUCAUGCCAGCGGAUCCCAACAUUGACUGCGUUACUGCCUUCAACGAUCCACCGCUUCUGUGGCUAGCGGCCUCCCGAUGCCUUCUAGAAACAGCUGGACUUUUGCUGGAGGCAAGAGCCAACGUGAAUGCCGGCGAUCCGUUCAAGUGCACGCCGCUGUGUGCGGCUGUGACAUACCACGGGGACUGGGACAUGAUACAGCUGCUGAUCAAAGCCGAUGCUGAUAUUCUUCUUGCCGAUGAUUUCGGCCGCACUGCCCUGUGGUGCGCCGCAAAUCAUGGCCGGAGUUCACGCAAACGAGGGGCCCUGAUAGCAGGGCAUUAG
Messenger RNA from Symbiodinium sp. CCMP2456, 474 nucleotides. Lineage: Eukaryota; Dinophyceae; Suessiales; Symbiodiniaceae. The record is from the annotation of a GenBank genome assembly.